AUGGAAUCCAAUUCCAACUUCACCUCCGUGCUGGCCAGCGCAAAAUACGGCGGAGUGCCCGUCCCGCCCCAAGUCGACUAUGUUGUUGACGCCGUCGUCAACUCUGGACCAUGGACCAUCCUCUUUACUGUGCUGGCUAUCUUGGUCGCCUAUGACCAGAUAAUGUAUAUCGUGAGGAAAGGCUCGAUCGUGGGCCCUUCCUGGAAACUACCAUUCAUGGGGCCUUUCCUUCAAUCGGUCAAUCCCAAGUUCGAGGAGUAUUAUGCGAAAUGGUUAAGCGGCCCGCUGAGUUGCGUUUCCGUCUUUCACAAGUUUGUCGUCAUCGCUUCGACUCGAGACAUGUCCCGCAAAAUCUUCAAUUCUCCGGCCUACGUCAAGCCCUGUGUCGUGGAUGUCGCCCACAAGCUCCUCGGUGCCGAUAACUGGGUGUUCCUGGACGGCCGUGCUCAUGUCGACUUCCGAAAAGGCCUCAAUGGCCUGUUCACUAGAAAAGCGCUUGAGAGUUAUCUUCCGGGGCAAGAAGAGGUGUACCAGGCAUACUUUAAGAAGUUCGUGCAGAUCACGAAAGAUAACGACGGCAAGCCGGUUCCUUUUAUGCCCGAAUUCCGCGAAGUAAUGUGCGCCGUAUCCUGCCGAACCUUCGUGGGACAUUACAUCUCCGAUGAGGCCGUGAAGAAGAUCGCCGACGAUUAUUACCUUAUCACCGCUGCCCUUGAGCUCGUCAACUUCCCUAUCAUCAUUCCCUACACCAAGACGUGGUACGGAAAGAAAGCAGCCGAUAUGGUUCUGAGGGAGUUUUCCAUCUGCGCCGCAAAGAGCAAAAUCCGGAUGGCCGCGGGGGGUGAGAUAACGUGUAUUAUGGACGCCUGGGUGAAAUCAAUGUUAGAAUCCAAGAAGUGGCGUGAAGCUCAAGAGGAGGGAUUGUCGACAGAAGGGAUGGAAAAACCCUCUCCCCUAUUACGGUGGUUCAGCGAUUACGAAAUCUCCCAGACUGUCUUCACCUUCUUGUUCGCUUCUCAAGAUGCUACGAGCAGUGCGGCUACCUGGCUUUUCCAAAUCAUGGCGCAACGACCCGAUGUUCUAGACCGAGUUCGAGAGGAAAACCUCGAGGUCCGAAAUGGCGAUAUCCACGCAGAGAUCAACAUGGACCAGCUUGAAUCUCUCAAGUAUACUCGUGCCGUCGUCAAGGAGCUGCUUCGUUAUCGGCCACCCGUCCUCAUGGUGCCGUACAUGGCCAAGAAGGCAUUCCCCAUUACGGAUACCUACACUGUCCCGAAGGGUGCCAUGAUUAUCCCAACCACGUACAUGGCUCUCCGAGACCCCGAGGUUUACGAAAACCCUGAUGUAUUCGAUCCCGACCGUUACUAUUCGGGCGAUGCUGAGGCCAAGGGUGCCAAAAACUACCUGGUGUUCGGUGUCGGCCCGCAUUACUGUCUCGGGCAAACGUACGCUCAGUUGAACCUAGCGCUCUUUGUCGGGAAGGCGUCGGUGCUCCUUGACUGGAAACACCAUCCCACUCCCAAAUCUGAGGAAAUCAAAGUGUUUGCGACUAUUUUCCCCCAAGAUGAUUGCCCGCUGACCUUUGAGGCCAGGGAAUAA
Messenger RNA from Scedosporium apiospermum, 1599 nucleotides. Its product is annotated as Cytochrome P450 61. NCBI's taxonomy places the organism in Eukaryota, Fungi, Ascomycota, Sordariomycetes, Microascales, Microascaceae. Bases 1 to 1599 code for a protein of 532 amino acids. The record is from RefSeq and is a predicted model, not a curated record. The transcript is spliced from 5 exons. Gene Ontology annotation, molecular function: monooxygenase activity; heme binding; iron ion binding. Gene Ontology annotation, biological process: sterol metabolic process.